CCCCUCCUGCAGGAGCACUGUCCCAGUGUUCAGCUGAAACACAAAGAGAAGGGAGAGAGCUUUUCUUCUCUUUAUAUUUCAUGUGACAUCAGAAAGAGAGUGAACCACGCGCAGCCUCUGCGCCCUCUCUGACCUACAGGAACUCCUCUUUCCCUCCAGCGCGCACACGCAGCGUCACGCGCAGCGAGAGAGAGAGAGAGAGGGAGAGAGAGAUGGACUCGGACUCGGAUGCUCCUUUCACUUUAGGUCUGAAGAGGAGGGACCAGAGCAGAGCCGGUUAAUGUCCGCUGUGAGUUCAGGGAGAGCGGCAGAGCGCGCCACACCACCUCUGCUGUCAGACUCCACGCGCGCUGUGUCUCCAAACAUCUGCAGGGGGGGAGUCUCCUUGUCUCCUUGUCUCCUUGUCUCCUCACCUCUCCACGAACCCCCUCACCAGGCUUCCAGGCACGCUACCCACUCAGAGCUCCUCCACUGUGUCUCCAGAGGCGCGCGCAAGACUUCCACUCCCCGCUGCUCUGUGCGCACGGACACUUUCUCUCCCCACGCGCCCACAGAGGGUCCGCUGCGCUCCCGGGUCUCGUCCCCCCUCAUCGGAAGACCCCCUGGUCUCCUCAGCUCCGAGCUCUACUGCUCUCUAACUCUCUUUAAAGCUUGAUUAAUAAGUUUCGUGUUGAACUCGGACUGAGGAACAAACAAUGUGAUUCUGGCUAAUGAGGAUUUAGCGUCGUGACAUGCUUUAAGGACCCGGCGUCUCCACGAGGACAUGUUUGCAAACAAAUCCUCGGAGGCAGCGCCGCUCUGGAGGCACAACUCAACUUUCUGGUCUGGUUUAAGCUCACAGAGAGGAGCUGAGGAGGCGGCAGAGUAUCAGCCGAGGACUCCCUGCAUUGAUGGUUACAUGAAUGUCAGCGCUGCAGGCCAGAUGCCGGUGAUGGAGGAGCUUGUCAGCGAGAGUGACAGCAUGCCACAGCGGAUGGCCCUGAUCUGCUUCCUGUCUCUGGUCAUGCUGAUGAGUGUCCUGGGAAACCUGCUGGUCAUGGUGGCCGUCUGCAAAGACAGACAACUCAGGAAAAUCAAGACCAACUACUUCAUCGUGUCUCUGGCGUUCGCCGACCUGCUGGUGUCAGUGCUGGUGAUGCCGUUUGGUGCCAUCGAGCUGGUCCACCAGCACUGGAUCUAUGGGGAGACGUUCUGCCUGGUCCGGACCUCGCUGGACGUCCUGCUGACCACAGCCUCCAUACUGCACCUGUGCUGCAUCGCCCUGGACAGGUACUACGCUAUCUGCUGCCAGCCUCUGGUCUACAGGAACAAAAUGACGCCGAUGAGAGUCGCUCUGAUGAUUGGCGGCUGCUGGGUUAUUCCCACCUUCAUCUCUUUUCUUCCCAUCAUGCAGGGCUGGAACAGCAUCGGCAUCGACCACCUGAUCGAGCAGCGGCGUCACAGCGAGGGCAGCAACUCCACCUCCUGUGUCUUCAUGGUCAACAAGCCAUACGCCCUCACCUGCUCUGUGGUGGCCUUCUACAUCCCGCUGGUCCUCAUGGUGCUGGCCUACCAGAGGAUCUACGUCACAGCCCGUGCACACGCCCUGCAGAUCAGCAUGCUGCAGCGAGCGGGCGGAGCAGGUUCUAACACAGACUCUGCCGACCACCAACGCAACCACCGAAUGAGAACAGAGACCAAAGCAGCAAAGACUCUGUGCAUCAUCAUGGGCUGUUUCUGCCUCUGCUGGGCGCCGUUCUUCAUCACAAACGUAGUGGACCCCUUUAUAGACUACACAGUGCCGGACCAGCUGUGGGUCGCCUGCCUCUGGCUGGGCUACAUCAACUCCAUGCUGAACCCCAUCCUCUACGCCUUCCUCAACAAGUCCUUCCGCCGUGCCUUCCUCAUCAUCCUGUGCUGUGGGAGGAAGAGGUACCGCAGGCCGUCCAUCCUGGGGUCCGGUGCUGCCUGCACAGCCACGCAGAUCAACGGAUCCACGCAUGUACUCAAGUAUUCUGUCCUUCACAACGGGAGCAACGUGGAGCAAGAGAAGAAGUCUCUGCACACCUACAUAGAGUCCCACGAGUCCUGCUUGUGACCUACGAUGACUCCUCAGUCUCAUCUCCAAAGACCACGGCUGGAACACGGUCACCGCAGAGUCAACGAGCAGGCACACAGCUCCAGAAAAGAAACCCUGAUGGGACUGUAGAGGGCCCAGGCGAGGAAUGUGACUCAUUCUGUGGUCCCUAAAGGUGGCAGGGACCCAGAGGACUGGAGCCACAACCAGCCCCCUGUCUUUCUGAUGCUGUGUCUGUCGUGCUGGUUCUCUUGGCCGAGCUGUCCUUGGUGGAACUGAAACAGAGCCUGAAUGCGGCUCCAGCAGCUCGGUGGUACUUUCAGGAGAGCUUCACAGCCAUGGAUGUGAUUAAUGACUGGGAGUCUAUGAAGUGAAUUAUUUUGCCAAAGCUAUUUUACAUACAUAGGACCUAUUUCUGAUCAUUAUAUGAUUCUCCCUGUUGUUUUCCCUGAAACAUCAGAAAGAUUGAUGAUAUUGUUAGAACGUUGUAUAAAAAAAGUAGAGUUUAUGUAUAAAAACAAAGUGUUAUUUUCAGAAAAAGAGGCAGAGUUGAGAACAAUAUUUAUUUUGGGAAGCAUCACACACUUUAUAUCACGUUCCUCCGCCUUGGAUGCAAAGAGAAAUAACAUGUAUGUGUCCCGGGUUGAAGCUUUAAAGCUUUGCUGGAUCCUCACAGAGCUGAGAGGAAAAUGCGGUUGCAAGGCCGCGUUACAUCCUUGACCUAAACUGUCCAAGUGCAUUAUUAUUACAGAGGCUGCUAGCUCACAUUCAUGUACAUCACUUCCUGAGGUUCAUAGUUUUCCAUGCAGCAGGAUGUUAGAGGACUGAAACACAUAAAGCUGCUCAUGAAUAAUUCAA
Messenger RNA from Notolabrus celidotus (New Zealand spotty), 2914 nucleotides. RefSeq names its product 5-hydroxytryptamine receptor 4 (gene htr4). The record is from RefSeq and is a predicted model, not a curated record. Bases 764 to 2077 code for a protein of 437 amino acids. Lineage: Eukaryota; Metazoa; Chordata; Actinopteri; Labriformes; Labridae. Gene Ontology annotation, biological process: adenylate cyclase-activating adrenergic receptor signaling pathway; regulation of appetite; chemical synaptic transmission. Gene Ontology annotation, molecular function: G protein-coupled serotonin receptor activity. Gene Ontology annotation, cellular component: plasma membrane. The transcript is spliced from 8 exons.